This is a messenger RNA of Symbiodinium pilosum, 1191 nucleotides long. The record is from the annotation of a GenBank genome assembly. NCBI's taxonomy places the organism in Eukaryota, Dinophyceae, Suessiales, Symbiodiniaceae.
AUGGAGCGCAGUACCACUGGGGAGGCCGAAAUGGAGGUGGAUGACGUCGAAUGUAGCAGCAAGACGGCCAUCAAUCAGUGGUCUUUGGUCAAGCCAUUUGGCGGCUGUCAGCCACCGAAGCAGAGAUCGCUUCAUGCUAGCAUAGUAGUGGGCGAUUGCCUCUACAUCUUUGGAGGGUACGAUGGUAGCAGCCGGGUGAACGACUUCUACAAGUUCAGCUUCAAGGCUUCCAAGUGGUCGCAGAUUCACCCUGCAGGGAGUAGCCCGACAGCCCGCGACAGACAUGUUGUCGUGUCUUACGCCGACAAGAUCUACAUUUUUGCUGGAUACGACGGCAACAACCGUGUGAAUGACUUCUGGCAGUAUGACACCGAGCACGAGGUCUGGACCACGGUGGACCCGGCCCUCGGAAACCCGCCGACACCACGCCAUAGUCACUCGGGUGUCGAGUACGAUGGAUCCAUGUACAUCUUCGCGGGGUACGAUGGGAACUACCGGAGUGAUUUUCACCGCUACAACUUUCAGCAACGGAAGUGGUCUAUAGUCCCUGUCAAGGGAUCCGUGCCCAAGGCACGCUACAGAACAUCGGCCGUCGCGUACAAGAAUCGUAUGCUUGUGGUCGGUGGACAUGAUGGUGCGAAGCAUUUGAAUGAUUUCUACCAGUUUAACUUCGACACGCUGGAGUGGAGCUUGGUAGAGACGACGGGGCAGGUACCACCGCCUUCGCCACGAGACUCGCACUCCGCCGUGAUCUGCGGCGACUCCAUGUACCUCUUCGGAGGGAGCACUGGCAGUGCUCGGAACGACCUGUACGCGUUUAGCUUCGAAACAGAGCAGUGGACAGAGGUUCGUUCAGCGCCUGCUGGCACUAAAAACAGCAAUGUGCCCUGCCCUAGAUUCUGUCAUACGUGCGACGUAUACAACAACUCGCUGUACGUCUUUGGCGGCUACGACGGUCAGCAGCGGCUCAACGACUUCUGGCAGUUCAAGCUGGCCACUGAAGUCAACAUCGAUAUCCCAAGCAGCUCAUUAGUGGCCGAUCUCCGCGAGUUCCUCAACGAUGCGAAGCUGUCUGAUGUCACUUUCCUCGUCGAGGGCAAACCGGUCUAUGCGCACAAGCUUCUGUGCAUGCGUUGCUCGUACUUCCGGGCUAUGUUCGAAGGGCAGAUGCGUGAGGCCAGGGCAGCUUAG